Molecule: messenger RNA, 4471 nt
Organism: Oncorhynchus tshawytscha (Chinook salmon)
Lineage: Eukaryota; Metazoa; Chordata; Actinopteri; Salmoniformes; Salmonidae
Product: inactive phospholipase C-like protein 1
Exons: 10
Coding region: 1-3489 (1162 amino acids)
Biological process (GO): lipid metabolic process; intracellular signal transduction
Molecular function (GO): phosphatidylinositol-4,5-bisphosphate phospholipase C activity
Source: RefSeq, a predicted model, not a curated record
AUGUCGGAGCAAGAGCAUUAUGGGGACGGUCUGUGCGAUGAUGGAGCUCCUGAGAUCAUCCCGCCGAGAGCGUCCAGGACGGGGAGGCGGAGCGGAGUCAUCCUCCCCGGCCAGGACAACGAUACCAUCGUCCUGGAGGCAGUGAGGGCGGCCCCCCGCAGGAGCAGCAUCAUCAAGGAUCCUUCAAUGCACAAGUUGUCCGGCGGGCGCAAGAAGACAGUGUCCUUCAGUAGCAUACCCUCAGAGAAGAAGGUGAGCAGCGCGGCCGACUGCCUGGCCUUCAUGCAAGGGGGCUGUGAGCUGAAGAAGGUGCGUCCCAACUCCCGGAUCUACAGUCGUUUCUACACCCUGGACCAGGACCUCAGCUGCCUGCGCUGGGAGCCCUCUAAGAAGGAUGGGGAGCGUGCCCGCCUGGACAUGGCCACUAUCAGGGAGGUUAGGACGGGGAAGAGCACUGAGACAUUCCUCCAUAACGGACCUGCUGCAGAACACCUGGCUGAGGAGGCAGCCUUCUCUAUUAUCCACGGGGAUGAAUACCAGUCUCUGGACCUGGUGGCUCUUUCAGCUGACGUGGCCAACAUCUGGGUGACAGGGCUCCGUUACCUGGUGUCCCACCCCUCUGCCAUCGGGCAUGGCGGUGGGGCAGGCGGGGGAGGAGGUCUGGGAGAAGGGAGCAUCAUAGGGGAGGGUAGCCUCGGCAGUAAGAUGAGGAGUGAAUGGCUGGCCACAGAGUUUGCCGAGGUGGAUGAAGACGGGUAUGGGAUCGUCGCAGAGGAUACGGCCGUGGCAACCAUCUGUAAGCUGUGUCCUGGCAUCAAGGAGGCUAAGGUGCGUCUGAGGUUCAAGGAGAUCCAGCGCAGCAAAGAGAAGCUGACGUCUCACGUAACACGCGAGGAGUUCCAGGAGGCCUUCUGCGAACUCUGCACGCGCCCAGAUGUCUAUUUCCUAUUGGUCCAGCUCUCUAAGGAUCGCGAGUGUCUGGACGCCCAGGACCUUCGUCUCUUUCUGGAGACGGAGCAGGGCCUGUCUCUGGCCACAGCUGAGGGUUGUUUGGAGCUGGUCCUACGCUUUGAGCCCUCCAGACCAGGCCGAGAGAGAGGCUUGCUGGGGCUUGAUGGCUUCGCCCGUUACCUGCAGUCUCCAGAGUGCCAGCUGUUUGACGUGGAGCACCAGGGAGUGUGUCAGGAUAUGAGCCUGCCCCUGUCCCACUACUACAUCAGUACUUCCUAUCGGUCCUAUCUCCUGGAUGACCAGGUCCAUGGGAGGGCUGAUCUAGGGGGUUUGACCAGGGCUCUUCAGGCCGGGUGUCGUUGCCUGGAGCUGGGGGUGACAGACGGCCCAGAGGGGGAGCCUCUCCUGGGGGUAGACUAUGGUCCUGAUGCCCACCGCCACCACCACCAUCACCAUCACGCCCCGGUCACCAUCCGCAGUGCUCUGGAGGUGGUGAAUAAGUACGCCUUCCUGACCUCGCCCUAUCCGCUUCUGCUCUACCUGUGCCAGCGCUGUUCCCCCUCCCAGCAGCGUACCUUGGCCCAGCACCUGAGGAAGGUGUUCUCUACACGUCUCUACACCCCUGAGGCCCUGCCGGUCAGCCCGGUGGGGCGAGCCACCACCCUGCCCUCCCCUGAGCAGCUGAAGGGCCGGGUGCUGCUGGUGGGGAAGAAGCUACCCCCAGAAGAGGAGGGAUCCGAGGGAGAGGUAUCAGAGGAGGAUGAGGAGAUAGGGGGAGGCGGACCCUUGGCUGGCCGGCGAAUGACCAUCCCCGGAGAGGAGGAACUGGGUGUGGUUUUAGUGGUACCCCCGCCCCCUCAGCCCAGGAGACUCCGCCUCCAACGCGAGCUCUCAGAUCUGGUGAGCGUGGCAAGAACUGGAAGCCGUAGCUUCUACAACCACCGAGAAAUAAGGAAACAAGGACAGCAGCACUCCCCACCCAGCACCCCCUCAACGCCGGGCACGCCCUCACUCCCUGAUUCGGCCUAUUGGACUCUGUGCUCCCUGGGGGAAGGAGAAGCGGGCCGGCUGGCCAGUGAGAGCCCAGAGGACCUAGUAGGCUUCACCAAGCGUACCCUGACCCGUGUCCGGCCCAGCUCCGUCCGCCUGGACUCCUCCAACCCCAACCCCCAGGGGUACUGGAAGGGCGGGGUCCAGCUGGUGGCUCUCAACCAGCAGACCCCCGGGGCCAUGCUGGACCUCCACAGGGCACGCUUCAUCCAGAACGGGGGCUGUGGCUUCGUGCUGCGCCCGGGGGUCAUGAGAGAUGAGGUGUCCUACUUCAGUGCCGUGACCCAGGGGUGUGUGCCCGGCGUGCCACCUCAGACCCUCAGGGUGAAGGUGAUCAGCGCCCACAACCUGCCCAAGCCACAGGGCGCUGGGGCCAAAGGAGAGGUUAUAGAUCCCUACGUGGUUCUGGAGCUACAUGGGGUACCAGCGGACUGCGCUGAGCAACGGACCCGGACCGCCGCACAGAACCAGGAUGGCCCACUGUUUGAUGAGACCUUUGAGUUUCAGGUGAACAUGCCAGAGUUGGCGCUCCUCCGCUUCGUGGUAUUGGACGACGACUACAUUGGAGACGACUUCAUUGGCCAGUACAGCGUGGCCUUCGAGUGCCUUCAGCCGGGCUACCGCAACGUGCCCCUGCUGGGUCUGGAGGGAGACCCCUUGCCCCACGCUAGCCUGUUCGUCCAUGUUGCCGUGACCAACCGACGAGGGGGGGGCAAGGCCCAGAGGAGGGGUCUGUCUGUGCGGAGAGGGGUGUGGCGGGGGCGAGAGUACGUGACCCUACGGAACACGGGUAUUAAAGCUCUGGAUGAUACGUUCCGUCCCGCUAACACCCAUCUCAGAGAGGCCACAGACCUGCGGGAGGACGCACAGAGUGCAAGUGUGAGUUUCAAAGAGCAGUGUGGACUCCCCCCGGUGGCAAAGCUGAAGCAGUGCAUCCAGAGCCUGGCCACACGGUUGCAGACCCCAGAAGGGCCCCCGGGGGCCAGCAUGACCCUGAGGGAUGGCUACCCCCACCUGGAGGCCCUGGGCAGCAUCACUGAGGUCACGCGCAAACUACUGAAUUACUAUGAUACGAUGAUCUCGGCCAAGAAGCAGCUGAUCGAGAAUGCAGACGCUGUGCAGGAGAGGAUGGCCCAGGUGCAGAGAGAAGGAAUGGAGUUCCACGAGGAGCUGCCCAGGCUGGGAGAGAAGGAGGGGCUGAAGGGACACAAGCAGAGUAAAGCCCUGGAGAGUUUCACCUGGAAUAUUACUGUACUGAAGGGUCAGUGUGAUCUCCUGCGCAGUGCCAAGGUAGACUCUCUGGAUGGUCUGAGACAGUUGGCCCUGGCCUGUGAAGCCUGUGGCCUCACCUCCACGACCUCCUCCUGCACCUCUUUUGGUCCCUCUGAUCUCUUCUACACCUCCCACAGCAGGAGGGGCAACUCCCAGGAGAGGAGAGGAAGCACCCAGGAGAGGAGGGUGAAUACCCAUGGCAAUGGACGAAUAUGACACCCCCCAACCUACCAGAGAGAGGGAAGGGGGAUAGAGGGAUCGAGUGGAUGAGAUGGUGACAACCCCUCAAAUCCCAAACUGUCAGAGAAAGGGAGGGUGGGGAGAGAGAGAGAUGGCGAAAGAGAGCAGAGUUGGAAUGGUCUAGAGUAGAGCCCAGAGCCUAUACCUUUAUCCAGAGUAGUAAGACUAGUGAAGAAUCGUUGCAGUAAUUUGACGGCUUACUUUGUGUUCAUCAGUGGAAAUACAUUUGUGCUUAUUUAAGUCGGACACUUGAAUAUAACGCUCCUACAAUUUACUUCAAUGUUUUUUCUCCCUAAAAAGGGAGUUGUGAUUGUGAAAACACGUUGUUCUUCGGUAAGAAACCUUUGCUGUGGAAAGGACGAGUGAAGAGUCUCUGUCCUUCUGAACCCAUCUAAUUGAUCCCUCGGGAGGAUGUGAUGUCACGCUGUUGAUGCCUUGAGGGGCCGUCUCACCAUGGAUACCACAGGGGGUUGAGUGACAGGUGACCAGACUCUCAGUGUCCCACGGACACAGCUACUGUUACACCCAGCCCCUCUCUCCUUCCUUACCCCUCUUUAUCUCCUUCACCCAGAACCCUCGGUACAUGGAGUGUUUUGAAUGUCUAGCCUGUCUUGCGUACCCCUCUCAUCUUCCCUGAGAGACCCCACCAGGUAUCCUUUCCGGAGAAGAUGGGAGGAGGCAGAUGUGUUGGUAGUUUUACAUGACAUGGCUUAACCCUGCUUCAGGCUACUAUGUCCUACCUGAGACCAUCCACAGGUUUCAGAUGGCUAGGGGCUAACAGUGUCACAGUAUCGCAACAUCACAGUAAGGUCUGGAAGACAACCUGAAAUAAGAGGACCUGUUGGGUGUGAUUGAUUGAUUGAUUAUUUCAUUGUGUUUAAAAGGCUUCAUUUAAAAAAACAUUAUUAUUAUUAUUAUUUUUUUACCUUUAUUUAACUAGGCAAGUCAGUUAAGAACA